ACAAGUCCACCACCACCAAUUCAUGGUGUGCAGCUGGCCAUCGUUGCCAUUCCAUACUCACUGAUAUUUAUUGUGGGAGUGCUUGGCAAUACUGCUGUACUCACUUAUGCCUUAUUCAUCACAAGGUCACUUCGUUCGUCCGUUCUCACAUUGGGCAAUACAUUUGUAUACAUUGUGGCGCUUUCGAUAGUCGAUAUGAUGGUGAUACUAUCAAUUCCAUUUCACAUGACUUCGAUGAUAAUGAACAAUUGGUUUUACGGGGAAUAUAUUUGCAAAGUGUACUGGAUACUCGAAAUGUCUAAUAAGGUGUGUUCAACAUUUAUAAUGACGGCGAUGGCUUUCGAUCGCUAUAUGGCUAUUUGUUAUCCUGGCAUUGCUCACGUAAACGCAAAUGCACUUAUUGCUAAUUGUUUAAAAACAGAGUAUUUUAUAAUGUACUGUACAACCACACAUAUAAGGGAAUGA
This is a messenger RNA of Gongylonema pulchrum, 465 nucleotides long. Lineage: Eukaryota; Metazoa; Nematoda; Chromadorea; Rhabditida; Gongylonematidae. The record is from the annotation of a GenBank genome assembly.